AUAGCUCUCCUAGGUGCAUCAAAAAUAUAUCUUUAAAGAAAGUUCAGGAAAAAGCAAACAUUAACUUGGAAGGUGUUUUGGGCGUGGGAGCUCAGUGCAAGUGAGAUCAGACUCCAGGAUGCUUUGUUGGGAUGGUGGUGAGGCAUUAAACUUGGAUGUUUUGUAGCAGCCCUCAUGUUCACAUGAAAGGGAAUCCAAUUUGUUUUACCUUGGAGAAAUGGGGUGGAAUUAGCCCUGUAGAAGUGACUUGUAGAACUCUACGAGUUAAAAUGUCUUGUGCAAUUUGGUUCUGGAUAGACCUUGGCAGGGCUCUGCUGGCUGCCCUCUCAUGUGCUUGGCCAAGGGAAGGGUCCUCCUCUUCCUGCUGCUGUGCUGUGAGGUGGCUGGAGAUGCUUGUGAGGGCUGGAUCUUUUUUAAAUUUUUCUUUUUUUGGCAGAUCCUGCCAGUUAGUGAAGCUGCUUCUGGAUGUGAAGCACCGACAGGGAUGUAAGUGUGUGUAGGACUAAGCCCAAGUGCUGAUCAGCUGUGCUGUUUAAAUGAACCAAACAGUGCCAAGAUCUAAAAUGUCUUUUUUUUUUUUUCCUAAAAAGUGUUGGAAUCAGAUGGCAGAUGUUUCCUGGAUUCUGGUUUGCAUCUUGUAUUUUUUUUUUUCUUUUUUUGAGAGUGACUCUGACUGCUGCAAAGACAUAGAAGGCAGAACUGAUUGCCCUGGACAAUGGGAGUUUGGUUGAUGAGGGACUCCUGAAUUGGGCUCUAAAUGAAGUCUGAAAACAGUGUUUUGUGUUUCCUGCUGGGUGACUUCUGUCUCUGGGCUGAUUGGUCCCACUCAGGGGGUCUGACUGAUUAAUUUGGUCCAUGUGGCUGCUGUUCUGAGGUGAUGAGCAUCACAUGGUGGGGGUCGGAACUCCGUGAUCUUUAAGGUCCUUUCCAGCCCACUCCGCUGUGUUCUGUGAUUUUGCCUAACAAGAUGAGGUGUCUCAGGAUGAUCAAGCAGCUCUGUGUCUUCAAGUUACUCAUCUCUAAGGCUUCCUGUUUUCAGCUCUGUUUCAAGCCCAGAGCUGGUAGAAGACAGAGUGUUGCACAUUGCUGCUGUGCUUCUCCCUUGCAGUUCUUUUUCCUGUUAUAAAGGGCAUCAGGGACAUUGUCCCAAUCUUCUUCAUGGCCCUGGUUGAGCUGAGAGCUUUAUAAGAUGCCCAGAUUUAAAUAUGCCAUAUUUCCAAGUAGUUGGUUGGUGUAUGUUGGGUGCUUAGCAUGGGUAGAAGUGCUUUACCAAGGUGGGGGCAACAUCAUGGAAAUGGCCUGGUGAGUCAUGAAGGAGGUGCAGACACCUCUUAGGGGACAGAACAGCUGGAAACAGCAAAGAUUGGUGUGUGGUGACCUCCCUGUCCUUGGGAAAUGUGCUUUGUGGGGUGCUGAAGGUGGGGAUGUCCAGGGUUCACAGGGGCAGUGGCAGGAGUACCAGCAAUGCCCCCUUGCCCCUGCUUACAAAAUAUCCAACUCACUAAGGAGAAGGAAAAUUGAAUGAACAAGUGCUUUAAUUUUUGAGGUUUGAUCUAGUCCUCAGAGAAGUUUGUGGCAGAUUUUGGCUUGAAGUCUAUCUCUAGGUCCUUAGGUUUUACUUACACCCACAGGACAGCUAAGAGGGUAAUGUGUACCCAAGCCUGGGUGUCUGCCUGUCAUCUCUCUCUCUUUCUUUUCUUAAUACUGCAGGGCUUUUUGCUGUAAACAAGUUAACAGUCUCUAAUUAGGUUCAUUUUACUUUCUGUUAUCUUAUCUUACUACCAUUUAUCUCUGUGUGUAUCCCGGACUCAGGAGUGUGCCAGGUAGGGAGGAUGAGAAAAUUGCUUUGUGGAACAGGUUUGUCUCUCUUGGCAUCAAAAGUGUGAAGCUUUUGGCACCAGUGCAAGAAGAGAUGAGAGCAAGGACCAGCUGAGUUACAGGGGCUGCCACCACCUUGCACAAUCCCUUCUCCACCGUGUGUCUUCAGGGAAGUUUGGUUCCUUUCCUUCUCUGGCUUUCAGAUGGACAAUCCAGACCAUCCCUGCUCCGGUGGUUCCCUAAUUUCCUGUUUUUACAUGUUUUCCCUCCAGGCUUACUCAUUUAUUUUCUGUUGCUGCACAAAUGACUUCAAGAGCAGAAAGAUGAGUCCUGUUGAGUGGCUGGAGCAGGGGGACUGGAAGGGGUCUUGGACUGACCAUCCCUUACCCCAGGGCAGGGUUAAUUCUACCAGGAUCAGUUUCUGGACACAUUAGCAUCCUAACUCCUCCAAAAAGCAGAGCUCUGUGCCCUUUCCACUUCUUCACCAAAUUCAUUACAAGUGAUUUCUUCUCCUGCCCAAAUCGUGUCCCCUCCCUGCAGUUUCAACCAAGCUGCCUUCUUCAAUCCACCAAGAACAUGGAAAACAGAUUAUAUUCUUUCCCCAUUCAGCUGUUUUUUAUGUAUUUGAAUAUUGUGAACAUUCCUGGUUCUCCAGAGUACAUGGGAUUUGUUUCUUCCACCCCAGAGUGCAACACAGAGCUGUUCAAAGCAGUAAAUUUCCCUUAUUAAAAUCCUGUGGGGUCUUCAAUAUGAAAGAGGAAUUGUCAGUAGAUAUAAGUGAAAACAUUUGGCGAGGGAAGCUCUCAAACAAAUAAUAAAAAAACCCUCACAGGAAUUUGGAAGAAAAGGUCCUUUAAAGGUUUCCAACUGGUACUUUGUCUGAGAGGAGAGACAGUCCAUUUUUCUGGGAGUGAAACUGCUACUUGAUGUGUUCAAUGUCCCUUUUGAAUGGGCUUCCACUGCAUUGUGCAGAUGCUCAGGGAUGUGAGUUUGUGGCAGGCUGGCACUGGCAGUGCAUCCUGGAUCAUGUCCCACAGGGAUGAGAUCCCCUUCAUCCUGCUCCACGAACAGCACCAGGACCACCUGGCAUCUGAGCAUCUCCCUUCACUGGUCUAGUGGAAGGUGUCCCUGCCCAUGGCAGCAGGGCUGGAACCAGGUGGUCUUUAUGGCCUCUUCCAGCCCACACCAUUCUAUGACUGAUGCAGCUUGUCUGCUGGGAAAUUUGGAUAUUUAAAACAUUAGCAGGUGCUGUGCAAGAACAGGAACCCCCUGAGGGUUGUUCAUCUCAUCUGAAUUUCAGGUGUCUGAAAUUAAGGCAGUUAUCCUCUGGAUGUGAUUUUUCUUGGCUUGGUUUAGGCUGGAUAUUUGGAAAAGGUUCUUCUCCCAGAGGGUGGUUGGGGCACUAGAACAACCUCCCCAGGGAAUUGGUCACAGCACCAAGCCUGGCAGAGACCGUAAAGUGUUGGGACAACACUCAGGCACGUGGUAGGAUUGUUGGGGUUGUCUUGUGUAGGGCCAGGAGCUGGACUUUGAUGCUUCUGGUGGGUCCUUUCCAGCUCAGGACAUUCUGUGAUUCUCUGGCCCUGCAGCUCUGCUGCCACUCUCAGUUGUCACUGUGCUGAGAGGUGGGACCAUCUCCAGUCAGUGCCUGUUGCUGGGUUUUGGAGGGGCCAAAAUCAAUCCCAGAUCACUGGGAAAGCAAUGAAAUUUAUUUCCCCACCGUUCAGGGCUCAGCAUUACAUUGGCACAUCUGGUUCACUAUUCAGGCUAGAGGUUUCAAGGAUGCAGGAUCUUUUUUGUCUUCCUUGUGUCAAUCCUGAUUAUCCAAGCGUGCAUUGGAGGGAGAAAGUAAGUUUUUCAGGAGUAGCUUUAAGGAAGAGCCCUAGGGGUGCUGGGUUUGUGUGUGGGUAAGGGACCUCUCCCUACAGAGGAUCACUCCAAAGGAAGAAAAACCAGGAUGGAGCUGCCAGGAGAAGUGUAAAAUGGUGUGAGGAAGCCAAUGCUGUGCUUGUACAAAGAGCCAAUAUUGAUACAGAUGACAAGGCAGCACGGUGGAGAUAGAGGCAGGGCUGAGACUGACAGCCGUGGGAAGAAGGAAAUAAAAGAGGUUCUUUAUUAUAUUGCCUGGCUUUUCCUGCCUGUGAGUUAAGAGCCUGGAUCUGAAUUAAAUACCAAGGGAAUGGGAGCUGCGUGGGGGGAAGAGUCGGAUCAGUCUGAGCCACCACUGUGCAGAAACAAUGAGCAAGGGAUCUGAAACCAGGGAAUUUCCCCCCUCCCCGCCUUUUCAAAUGCAUUUCAUAGGAUUUUCCUUUGUGCUCCUGCCUGGUGUAAUGUCACCUUGAGCCUCUUUUGGUGCUGUUUCCCAUCACCUUGUUCCCAGGCCGGCUUGUGGUCCUUGAUUUGGUUUCCAGUGGAUUUCACACUGGCAGAGGAAUUGGAGUACAGUGGUGUGUGCUGCUGGUGUAAUGUUGAUGAUUGCAGGCCAGCCAGUGUGCUACUGUUAACAGUAUGGCUGGGGACUCUGUUUGAAGUGUUAAUUAGCAGCAAUUAAUAAGAAGUGAAAAAUUAAUACCCUGUGUCAGCUUUCUUUGCUAGUUAGUUAUAUCAACACUAAAGCUCAGUGCUAUUUUGAGGCUGGUGUUUGCAUAAGAGUUUGGUCUUGUUGUCACAUGCUGUUGGGGAAAUACUCAAGUGCUCUCCUACCAUAACUGGUAAACUUGUUAUUCCCAAAAUAAACCAGGUAAUGGUCUCUAAUAGAUCCAGUUUCCUUGGGACGUGGAUGCUCUCAACAUGACGUUUCAAACUUGUCCUCCUUGCUGCAGGAUGAAUUAGGAAGGCCAAGCCUCUUCCUCUGAGCCAUGGAGACGAGGGCAUCCUUCAUUGCCAGCAUGAGAGAGACCCAGCAGCUCUCCCCAGAGAAGGAUCCCAGCCCAGCCAACGGUGAUGGGGAGCAGUUCGAUUCAGAUGAGGGCUCCAGCAUUGAGGAUGCAGACUUCAACUGGGACGAGUUCCUGGAGGAAACAGGAGCCAGUGCUGCUCCCCACACCUCCUUCAAGCAUGUUGAAAUCAGCCUUCAGAGCAGUUUCCAGCCUGGGAUGAAACUAGAAGUGGCCAACAAGAGCAACCCAGACACGUACUGGGUGGCUACCAUCAUCACCACGUGCGGGCAGCUCCUGCUGCUGCGGUACUGCGGCUACGGCGACGACCGCCGGGCAGACUUCUGGUGUGACGUGAUGACAGCAGACCUGCACCCCGUGGGCUGGUGCACGCAGAACAACAAGGUCCUGAUGCCUCCAGAGGCAAUCAAGGAGAAAUACAUGGACUGGACAGAGUUUCUCAUCCAGGAUCUGACCGGCGCCAGGACGGCCCCUGCGAAUUUGCUGGAAGGUCCUCUGCGAGGAAAAAACCCUGUAGACCUCAUUACAGUUGAUUCCUUAAUAGAGCUGCAGGAUUCCCAGAAUCCCUUUCAGUACUGGAUAGUUAGUGUGGUUGAAAAUGUUGGAGGAAGAUUACGCCUUCGCUAUGUGGGAUUGGAGGAGACUGAAUCCUAUGACCAGUGGUUGUUUUACUUGGAUUGCAGACUUCGACCAGUCGGUUGGUGUCAAGAGAAUAAAUACAGAAUGGACCCACCUGCAGAUAUCUAUUCUCUGAAGACUAUAACUGAGUGGAAAUGCGCUCUGGAAAAAUCCCUUAAUGAUGCAGCAAAUUUUCCUCUUCCAAUGGAAGUGUUCAAGGACCAUGCUGAUUUGAGAAACCACUUCUUCAGUGUGGGGAUGAAGCUGGAGGCAGUGAAUAUGAGGGAGCCAUUUCAUAUCUGUCCUGCAUCAGUGACCAAGGUUUUUAACAAUCAUUAUUUACAAGUGACCAUUGAUGACCUGAGACCUGAACCCAGCAAAAUCUCAAUGCUUUGCCAUGCAGAUUCCUUGGGGAUCUUGCCAAUACAGUGGUGCCUUAAAAACGGAGUCAAUCUCACACCUCCCAAGGGUUACUCUGGCCAGGACUUUGACUGGGCAGACUACCAGAAGCAGUGUGGAGCUGAGGCAGCACCUCACAUGUGCUUUAGAAAUACAUCCUUCAGCCGUGGCUUCACCAAGAACAUGAAGCUGGAGGCAGUGAACCCCAGGAACCCUGCAGAGAUUUGUGUGGCUUCCAUCACCUCGGUGAAAGGACGGUUGAUGUGGCUGCACCUGGAAGGUUCACAGAUGCCCUCUCCAGAGUACAUUGUUGAUGUGGAGUCUAUGGACAUUUUCCCUGUUGGCUGGUGUGAAGCAAACGCUUAUAACCUCACCCCACCACACAAAGCUGUUUUGCGAAGGAAGAGAAGAAUUGCAGUUGUGCAGCCAGAAAAACAGUUACCAUCCACAGUGCCUGUUGAGAAAAUACCUCAUGACCUCUGCCCAGUUCCUCAGCUAGACACAACAGGCACCAUCAAUGGGAGAUACUGCUGCCCCCAGCUCUACAUCAACCACCGCUGCUUCUCAGGUCCAUAUUUAAACAAAGGCAGGAUUGCAGAGCUACCUCAGUCUGUGGGGCCUGGCAAGUGUGUGCUGGUCCUCAAGGAGGUUCUCAGCAUGGUGAUCAAUGCAGCUUACAAGCCAGGGAGUGUUUUACGAGAACUGCAGCUUGUGGAAGACCCUCAGUGGAAUUUCCAGGAGGAAACACUUAAAGCAAAGUACAGGGGCAAGACGUACAGGGCGACCGUGAAGAUCGUGCGGACGUCGGACCAGGUGGCAGAUUUCUGCAGGAGGGUCUGUGCCAAGCUCGAGUGCUGCCCCAACCUCUUCAGCCCUGUGCUGGUGGCUGAAGUCUGCCCUGAGAACUGCUCCAUCCACACCAAAACCAAGUACACUUAUUAUUAUGGGAAGAGGAAAAAAAUCAUUAAGCCACCGAUUGGGGAAAAUAACAACAUGAAAAGUGGCCAUGUCAAGCCAGCCAGACGCAGAAAGAGGCGGAAAUCCAUCUUUGUGCAGAAGAAAAGGAGAUCAUCAGCUGUGGAUUCAAAUGCUGCAGGCUCUGCAGAGGAGAGUGAGGAGGACGAGCCGGACGCAAUGGAGGACGAGACGGGGAGCGAGGAGACGAGCUCGGAGCUGCGCGACGACCAGACGGACACGUCCUCGGCCGAGGUGCCCUCUGCCCGGCCCCGCAGGGCCGUCACCCUGCGCAGCAGCACCGAGCUGGACAGGCCCCCUCCCACCGAGAGAGCCCGCCGCAGCCGCAGACCCCAGCCCCACUCCUGCAGCGAGGCAGACAAGGGCAUGCCACCCAAGGAAGAAAUAAAGCAAGAAGAAGAAGAGAAGCUCGUCCUGGACAGUAACCCACUGGAGUGGACUGUGACUGAUGUCGUGAGGUUUAUUAAACUCACCGACUGUGCACCUCUUGCCAAAAUAUUUCAGGAGCAGGACAUCGAUGGGCAGGCCCUCCUGUUGCUGACACUGCCCACGGUGCAGGAGUGCAUGGAGCUGAAGCUGGGUCCAGCCAUCAAACUGUGCCACCAGAUCGAGAGAGUGAAAGUUGCUUUCUAUGCACAGUAUGCCAACUGACUGCACUUCUGCAUUCCUUCCUGUCCUCCUCCUUGUUCCCUGUCUUUUUUACCAUUUCAGCUUGUUCAAGGGGUUUUCUUCCCCCAUAUCCUUUUUAUUUUCCAAGAACAAGUGGAAUUGGCAGCAGUGGGAGCAAUCUGUAGGGGGAAAUAAACACAAAAAGAAACGAGCUACAAAUGGAACUAACUUUGCUGUUUUUGUAAAGCACAUGGAAAGACUGCUGGCAUCUCUCCUCAUGAGCCUCUCCAACCCAUUGCCCAGUGGUGCAAGGCCAGCAUGGAUCAGGUGAUUUGUCACCAAACCAAACCUACCAGUGGCAGACACAUUCCCAAGGAGAAGGGUCAGAUGUUUCCAGGUGGUCCUGGUUUGUCUAGGACAAUUUCUGGACAUGAACAUUUCUUUCAGACAGCUCUGACACUCUUCUUUCAUAUUGAAAUGCAAGUCUUCAUUUGUACCAUUACCUGGGGUUUAACUGCAAGUUCGAUCUUGGUGAUCAGUGGGCUUUUGUUUUUCCUUCUGCCUCUCUGGUUUUACAAAGGGAAAAAGUGUUACACCAGGCAUAUAAUGGUUAUUCCUGACUGAACUUUGAGAGGGGACUCAACCCAUGGUCUCUGGGAUACCAGACAAAAUUGCAGUGGACUGACAGGGGUGACAUAAGACCUGGUGGGGCAGCAGCACUUCCUGAGCCACGCUGGCUCUGCACAAUCAGCUGAACAUCAUCUCUGUGAUGGGAUCUGUACAGUGCUCCAUUCUUGUGUGGGAGCAUGAAGGCUUUCAUAGUCAAAAUCUCAACUCCAAGUCAAUUUAAAGACCUGUCUUUGAGCCAUAAGGUGACGGCAGACUGGGAAUAGGGACUCCUGCUGACCCCUGUGCUCAGAAGAACCAACACCAGGCUGCAGCUGCUGCAUUCUCCUUCACUGGUUUCCUUCUUAAAUUCUUUGGAGAAGAGGGAGGACCUUCAGAUAGAAAUACUCUGGAAUACAUCCAGAUCUUGCCCAGAGGGUGUUUUAGGCAAGAAGCAUUGACUCUGCCAUGCAUCACUUGGGAAUUCCUGGCUUGCCUUUCAGCAAGUUUCCUGAUUUGUCGCUGAGGAAUGGGAUUGGUGCAACUGCUGCAGGCUGGACCAGAUGCUGAGACUUCAUCAGAAAUGUUCUUACAUGGGAGAUGAGCAGGACUGGAUCUGUUCUCAGCUGUGGCUUUGUUCUGAUUAUCUUCUUCAAGUUUUAGUUGGUUCAAUGCAGUAUUGGUUGCCUCUGCAUCAAAUGCUGGGGUUUUGUUCUUCAGAAAUCCAGAAACAGGGUUCUGUAGUGGGGCAGAUAUUAAAAACCUGGGCUUUAGACUGGAUUUCCUGCUGACAGUGAAAUAUGUCAGUGCAACUGAUUUGAUAACUACUUGGGAUCCCUCUCAGGGUCCCCUGAAAGUGUUGCUCAGUGUUUCACCUCUGAAGACAGAAGGAUUGCAGCCAGAAAAGUGAGAGAACAGCUGAGAAAAUCAGGGAGGCUGCUUCUCCCAGCUCCUCCUCACUUCAGCCCAGUCCUGGUGUUACAUCUGUCAGCAGAAGACAGCUCCUGGGAGGAUUCUGUCGGGAGAACUGGUGCAUGAGGACAUUCCGAGGAAGAGAAGCAGAAAGGCUGUUUGCUAAACAGCAUCCCAGCACUGCUCCUUUACUCAUCAAACCCAGCUUCUUCUGCUGCUCUGAUGUUCUUGGAGUUUCUGGCCUCUGGGAUUUGUCAGAGACAUUUCAUGCCUUCUGGGACACACUGAAAAAUGUCAUUUUUUGUCUCCAUCAGCCUUGUAACUGUAGAUAUUCCUAUGGCAGCUAAUUCCUCGUGGAGGUAUGACUGGGGAGCAGACACACACAGAGUCUGAGAGCAACCAGCUCUAGUGCUGGCCAGUCAAGGAAUGGGUGAAGCAUUGAGCCAAGAACAUGGGAAUCUUUACUGGCUGUUCAGGGAAGUUAAAUCAUAUUCAAAACUCAAACUAUUAAACAACAAAAAAAAGUUUUAAUUUUAUCUCGCGCCGGCUCUUUUAUUUCUGCAAAUUUCUCUCUCACUAUUUGUCUUUCACUUUAUUGUUCUAUAGUGUUGCCUCAUUUAUCACUUUCUGUCCUCUCUGAGAAGCUGAUAACCUGAAAUCUUUAUGCUAAAAUUACCUUGGGUGGUAAAUGCUCUGCUAUUUCUCUUUAGUCUGCAGGUUGGGAAGAGAUACGGGAUUGGGGUACUGUUGUCUGUUGCAUUGGUUGUGUUCCAGAAAAGCUGGAGCUGAACUUCUUGGGCCAUUUCUUACACAAGUGGAGAAUGAGUGUUGUGGAGUUUAACUGGACAAUAUGCUCAGAUUGAACAGAGAUCAGAAGGAACUAAUUACCCUUGCCUGGACUUCAUUUCAGUUCUGGAACAUCAGUAAAGCUUUGGAGUAAUGUACUUCAAAGGAGAUGAUGGGAAUCCAAUCUUGCUGGAGUAAAAUGCCACUUUACUUUGCAGUGUACCCAGUACAAACCACUGCAAGGUUGUGGGAUUUUUUGUUCCAGACCUGAUUGAUUCUAAGUUAAAUUCAGAGCUGCUGCAGUUCCACAGAUGCACUAAUGACAGUGGUGAAGCCACAUCUCCCCUCCCUGUUGUGAAUUUGGCAUCCAGGCCUGAAGUUUGUUGUGUUACCAGCUGCAAAAGGCCACUGCUGAGAAGAGCUGAACUCAUGGUUAUCCCAAGCCACUGCCAAGGGCUGGGGAGCAGCCCUGCUGUUAUUUCUGGGCUGUUGGAUGCUGACUUGCAGCAUACUGACACAGACACUUUGCUCCCACAGGAAGGCUGUGCAGGUGUUGCUGGACUCUCUUUGGGCACAGGACCGAAGAUGAGCGUUUUUGGAACAAAAAUAGGGGUCUGAAGAGUGUAUGGUGCCUGCUCAUCUUGAUCUGCACUGGCUUCUUUGGAGCUUGCACUCAGCCUGAACAGAUUCGUGGGCAGAUCCCUGCUCCCUGCCCUUACCUUGGCAGAAUCAGCCAAUUCCCACUUUUCAGACCCAAAGCAUCCAUCUCUGAAAUUGGAUGAAAUUGUUAACUUAAAGAAUGUCCAUGAUUUCCUGGUUGGUUGUUCUGCCUUCCUCCUGCUGCCAUGGAUACUCUUCAGGAAAAAUGAUCUUUGAUUUCAGGGCUUUUCUUUCAGCUCACAAACACAGCUGCCAGAAUGACCAAACCCUGGCUUUUCCUGCCUCUCAGAGGCACGAAGACUUCUCAGCUUUAGGAGGAUUUCAGGGUUUCCAGCUCUUUUGUGUUAUCCAUAUUCCAUAACCCUUGAUACUUUGGUCCUGCAGGGUGCAGAAACCUCCUAAAAAUGCUGUGUGCCCUCAGAAAACACCAAAAUCCAGGCUCACCCUGUCCUUAGUGAAGUAUCCAGUAGAUGCAUGUCCUAGCUGAGGUGGCCUGACCCACCCUAGCAGAUGUAUUUGGAUGCCUGCUGGGAUUUAAAAAGUUUCUCAGUGGGACACCUAAACUCCUUUAUUUUACUCUGGGCAAACAGCUGAUUUGCCUUGAACUGGAACGCCACCAUUCCAUGGCUUUACCCUUCAGCCUGUUGCAGUUCCAGUUGUGUGGUGUCCCCAUCUCAGCCUUGUGAAGGCAAACCAGGCUCUGCUGGGCUGCCAUCAUCAAUAUUUAGUGACCUUAAAGCCUGCCUUGGUCUUUUCAGGGUACAAAAUCAAAUUUGGCAGAGCUGCUGUGCCAUCUCAGUGUUUCACAAGCUCUGUACAAUCAGGGCACUUCAAAUACUUUGUGCUUUUCUGGUGCAGUGCAUGUGGAAAACGAUGAACUCAGAGUGUUCCUCUUGUUUCCAAAUUCAAGUGCCAAAAGAGAACAACAUGCUGCAACUUAACACCAUUAAAACCAGCUUUAUUAUGCAUGGAUAAAUACAGUCCCAAGGGCUCCAUGUUGGUGCUAAGAUAUGUCACGCUGUAUUUUCCAUUGCUUGGGAUUGCAAAGCUGAUUCCUUACUCCAGGAAAUAUUUUUUGUAAUCUGCAACAUCUUGAACAUUAGAUUUUUUUUUUUUCAUGUGACUGUACACUUUUUAACUUGGAUACACUCAACAAAUACUCCUUAACCCACAAUACUGGGUGUUUAGGAGAUGUUUUAUAUAGUAUAUUUAUGUAAAAAUUCCUUCAAAGUGUGGAUGCAUGUAUAUUUUUCCUCCAGUAAUAUUCUUUAUCACAUCAGCUGACCCAGAACUAAAGGAAUCUGUUACUCAGGAUUUGAUCCAGAAAUAACUGAGGUUAGUGUUAGGGCCCUCAAGACAUGUGGGCUGUGGGACCAAUUUUUCACCAGUUUCUCUCACAUAGAAGUCAAAAAGUCUGCACUUAAUUAACAGAAAAUUUAAAUGCCUCCUUCUCCUAGCAGGCAGAAAUGCAGCUGCAGUCUGUCAGACUUCACAAGAGAGGGCUUGUGUCCUUAGGUGCUCAUGAACUCCCUGUAAAGGAGCAGAAGCCUUUAAUGGUCUCAUUUAUUCUUUGGUACAAUACUCCAGCAAGAAGUGUAAAUGGUGUUAAUGGCUGCAUAUAGAAUAUGAGCCAGUCAUCAGAGAUGAGAAUUUUAUAGCCCAGCAGUGCUUUAAAUGUCAGCUGUCCUGCAGAAUAAGAGUGGUUUUGCAGUGAUUUGGUGCCAUGGAUGGGAAUUCUCUUGCAGAAGACACAUGAGCUGCACAAACCUGGGUCAUAGUUACAAAUACUCGUGGCCUUUCUCUUUUUUUAGUCUAUUGUGUUAAUUUUUGCAGUGAAAAAGGUAAGUCUUGAUCACUGCCAAGGAUGUGGGAGAGGAGAGAGCGGGCUUCCAGAGGAAAGGGCCUGGAGUUCUGGACUUGAGUUGUCUUUGUGGAGAGGGAUCUCUCAGAACAGCAGCACAGCUGGGGUCUGUGAGCAUCAUCCCUGAAAUCUUUUCUUUUUCACAGCAGAGAUGGUUUUUGAGUCCCAGCAGGGGCCAGGUGAGAGGAGGGAAGGAAGCUGGCUAUAGACUCAGAGCUGCAAUACUGAAAGGUUCUAAUUUUGUUUUCCCAGUGGAGAUAGAGAAAUCUGGCUCAGAUGUCUCCAGGCUCAUUGGCUGGAUAGGAGGAAAAAUCAGUCUUUUUUCAUUGUACCCAACUCCACUGUGUCUUCUGGAGUUUGGGAGCUGAAGACUCUCCUCUUGCACCUUCCAGACCUCCAUAGGAAAUACAAGGCUAAAACUUGAGCUCUCUCCCACAGGAAAAGGUGACAUUGCCCUGAGUUCAGGUUGUGGAUAUACAGAACCCUCUGCUCUGUGCUGUGAUGUGACAGGAUGAAAAUGCUCAUUCCCAGGGCACCCCACCUGCUUCUUGUUGCUCCAGCCUCACUGGAGAUUAUGGACAUAUAAAUGUCUGUAAUUUAUACAUUGUAAGUGUGUGCAUUCCAUUUCCCAAUCCCUGUUCUACCAGAUGGUCAGGAUGUGCCAAGUUAUUCCAGCAGCCUUCACCUUCAGGGACCUGCUUUCUGGAAAACACUCACCUGGGGAAUGGUACCAUGACACUUUCACGUGCACAGGCAGGGGUGCCCUGUGUGUUCCAAGGGAGGUGAAAGUCUCAAAUGCAGCCUGGGAGGGGAGUUGAGUCUUUUCAUGUGCCUUGUGUAGGACAAGGCAAGCACUUAAACCCUCCUGUCCCUCAUGGAGCAGCAGGAAUUGGCUCCACAACCAGCAGUUACCCUCCAUUCGUGGUGGUGCAUGUUGGAAAACUUUGAAUUGUUCUGCAUUCCAGUUUGUACUGAAGGUUUUGACUCCCAAGUUUGUGUACAUAAUCCCUUUGGUGUGUUGAUACAUAUGUGUGUAUAUAUAUAUGUAUAUAUAUGUGCGUGUAUAUGUAUGUGUAUAUAUAUAUACAUAUAAAUCAAUCAAUGCUGGUGUUUUUACUUUUUAAAGUUCCCAGGGCGAAGGGCAUGUUGUCAGUUUGCUGUAAGAUUCUAUUCUGUAUAUAUGUUUCCAUGUAAAUAAGUGAAAAUCUAUAUUCAGAGUUAUAUUUUAAUUUUUAUUCAGAUUGAAAUCCCUUUUUACUUGAAACAGUUGUAAGCCACGUUGUUAAUAAAGUAACAAUAAGUCA
This is a messenger RNA of Motacilla alba alba, 13445 nucleotides long. It is a transcript of the gene SFMBT2, whose product is annotated as Scm like with four mbt domains 2. The transcript is spliced from 21 exons. Gene Ontology annotation, cellular component: nucleus. The record is from RefSeq and is a predicted model, not a curated record. Gene Ontology annotation, molecular function: transcription corepressor activity; histone binding. Gene Ontology annotation, biological process: regulation of DNA-templated transcription. Lineage: Eukaryota; Metazoa; Chordata; Aves; Passeriformes; Motacillidae. Bases 4677 to 7358 code for a protein of 893 amino acids.